Messenger RNA from Sphaeramia orbicularis (orbiculate cardinalfish), 4332 nucleotides. RefSeq names its product endothelin converting enzyme-like 1 (gene ecel1). Gene Ontology annotation, cellular component: plasma membrane. The coding region runs from base 500 to 2899 and encodes 799 amino acids. Gene Ontology annotation, molecular function: metalloendopeptidase activity. NCBI's taxonomy places the organism in Eukaryota, Metazoa, Chordata, Actinopteri, Kurtiformes, Apogonidae. Gene Ontology annotation, biological process: protein processing. The record is from RefSeq and is a predicted model, not a curated record. The transcript has 18 exons.
CGGCGGCAGAAAGCUGUGCGGAUCCCGGUGUGUGCCUAUCUCCAGAGGGACGCCGGAUAAUCCACUCGGACCUUCAGCGGGGUGGAUCCGUCUACACAUAGAGAAAAAGCCACUUUUCCUUUACCAGCGGGGAUUGUUAUUUACUUCACCCCAGGUGACCUGUAAUUAGUUGGAGAGAGGGAAGAGAGAAGACCAAAUGGAAGGGAAGUGGCAAGAAAGAGGAUGAGAGAGAGCGAGCAGGACCCUACGAUUCCACAUGAACUAUGGGAGCCCCUAACUGUGCCGGCUUUUGAUUCAAAAAGAAUAAAGAGGAUUUUGCCGUGAAGAAGGCCAACAGGAUUUUGACAUUAUUUCCGUUUCUUGCCCUGUAGUGGGGUCCUCCCUUUCUUUGAGUAGAACUAGUAAUGAUAAUACUCUGAACAUAGGUCUUUAUAUGUCCCUUUUCUUUCCUUUCUCCCCUAACCCUCUGCUACUUAUUACAAAGUAAUCACCCACUGCCAUGGAGAAGACAUACUCACUAACUGCCCACUAUGAUGAAUUCCAAGAAGUGAAAUAUGGUGGUCGCUACAGCAGUGAUAUCCUGAGCAACGGCAUGACCCUUCACCUCGGGGGAAGCCUGGACCGCCAUGUGGCACGAGGCCGGGGGGGCACCUGGUCAAACAGUCGAAACAGAGAUCUAAGCAGCACCAGCAGCAGUGGCGGACUUCCACGAUGGAGCCGGAGAGAGAUCUGCCUCCUCUCUGCCCUGGUAUUUGCGGCUGGUAUGUGUGUUAUCUUGGGCAGCAUGCUGGCACUCAAAUACAUUUCCCUUGAUGCUCAACAGGACCCACAGUGUCGACAGGACUGCCAACGCAAACGUUCCCUUCUGCGGGCAGCACGCUUUGUUCAGGCAAAUAUUGACCCAACCAUCCAGCCCUGCUGGGACUUCUACUCCUUCGCUUGUGGUGGCUGGCUGAGACGCCAUGGCAUCCCUGAGGAUAAGCUUAGUUAUGGUAUCAUCACUGCAAUAGGUGAGCACAACGAGGAGAAACUACAGCGCCUUCUGCUGGAGCCAAUACAUAGGCAUGGGCCCAACUCGGCAGAACGCAAAGUCAAGGAAUUUUAUCGAUCCUGCGUCAACAUCCAGGAGAUAGACAAACUGGGCUCCAACCCCAUGAUGGAGGUGAUAGACAGCUGUGGGGGGUGGGACCUGGUAGGAGCUCCUCCUUCUCCUGCUGGAUGGAAGAGAGAGGAUGCCCCUCAGAGGAUGGACAUCAAUGAGUUGCUGUACAGGACACAGGGAGUGUACAGCACCGCCGUGUUCUUUUCCCUCACUGUCAAUGUGGAUGACAAAAACUCAUCCAGGAAUGCCAUCAGGAUCGAUCAGGAAGGACUCACACUGCCUGAAAGAAGCCUUUACCUGGGACAGGAUGAGGACAGUGUCAAGAUUUUGGUGGCAUACAAGUCCCUGAUGGAGCGGUUGCUGAGCAUGCUGGGAGCUCACAAUGCCACACAGAAGUCCAAGGAGAUUAUACAGCUGGAGACCCAUCUGGCCAAUAUCACUGUGUCAGAAUAUGAUGACCAAAGAAAGGACAUCAGCACCAUGUAUAACCGUAUCACCCUCCGGCAGUUACAGCGUAUCGCGCCCAGUUUUCAGUGGAAACGACUGCUGGACAGAAUUUUCCACGACAACUUUUCCGAAGAUGAAGAGAUUGUGGUUCUUGCCACCGAUUACAUCCAGAAAGUAUCCGACAUUGUCAACAACACUUCAAAAAGGGUUCUCCAUAACUACAUGUUGUGGCGUAUCGUGGCAGCACUGAGUGAACAUCUCUCCACCGCCUUCCGCAGCACCAUCCACGAGUUUUCACGGGAGAUUGAUGGGACCGAGCAACAGCUGGAACUGGGCAGACUCUGCCUCACACAAGCCAACAAACACUUUGGUAUGGCACUGGGAGCUCUGUUCGUCCAGCAGCACUUCUCAUCACAGAGCAAGGCUAAGGUACAGGAGCUGGUAGAGGACAUUAAGCACUCCCUGGACAUCCGUCUGCAGGAGCUGGACUGGAUGGAUGAAGCCACCAAGGAUGCUGCUAGAGCAAAGCUGAAGCACAUGAUGGUGAUGACAGGAUAUCCAGACUUCCUGCUCAAACCUGAGCUCAUAGAUCAAGAAUACGGGUUUGACGUGGAUGAGAAAACCUACUUCAAGAACAUUCUCAACAGUAUAAAGUUUAACAUCAAGCUAUCGGUCAAGAAGAUCCAUGAAGAAGUGGACAAGACUGCGUGGCUUCUCCCCCCUCAGGCCCUUAAUGCCUACUACCUCCCUAACAAGAACCAAAUGGUCUUUCCUGCUGGUAUUCUUCAGCCGACGCUCUACAACCCUGAGUUUCCACAGUCCCUGAACUACGGAGGAAUAGGAGCAAUCAUUGGCCAUGAGCUAACACAUGGAUACGAUGACUGGGGGGGCCAGUACGACCGCCACGGCAACCUCAAACAGUGGUGGACAGAGGAGUCCUACAGAAAGUUCCAGAAGAAGGCUGAAUGUAUCGUUAAGCUCUACGAUAAUUUCACUGUGUAUAACCAGAGGGUGAACGGUCGUCUGACGCUGGGGGAAAACAUAGCAGACAUGGGAGGGCUCAAGCUAUCGUACUAUGCGUAUCAGAAGUGGGUGAGGGAACAUGGUCCAGAGAUACCCCUGCCUGGGCUCAAGUACACUCAUGAGCAGCUGCUCUUCAUUGCCUUUGCACAGAACUGGUGUAUGAAGAGGAGAUCUCAGUCCAUCUACUUGCAGCUGCUGACUGACAAACAUGCACCAGAGCACUACAGAGUUAUUGGCAGUGUUUCCCAGUUUGACGAGUUCGCCCGUGUUUUCCACUGUCCGAAGGGUUCCCCGAUGAACCCUGUAGAAAAAUGCUCCGUGUGGUGACAUCUGCUGGUGUCAAAAUGACCUUUAUGUCCACAGCCCCUCGCACUUACAAACAUGAGCUGUAUGUGUCCCAUUCAUCAGAAUUAACAGGAUGACGUGUCUACAAAAAGUCCAUUCUUGCCUUUAAUGGAUAAAGAAGACAACUACGCAGACCAGAUUUCAAGUUGGGAAGUUGAUACAGAGGUGAUAACAGUCCAUACUAACAAAAAAAGCAUGACUCAUACAAGCAUUUAUCAUGUACAUACACAUCAUGUGAUUAUAUAUAUUUUUCUAUAUUUAAAUUUAUUUUAAAAUCAUCUAUUUUUGUAUUUUAGCAGAUAUAUCACGUACAUUUUCAUAUGAUUCAUAAGCUCUUUUGUUUUUCAUAGAUAUAUAUAGGGUUUUUUUCUCUCCUUUAUACUAUCACCUCUGAAAAGUAUCAAAAUAUCAACAUGUACAUUAUGCAUUGGCAACGACUGACCACAUUUUUAUGUGAACUAGUCAUCAAAUUUAAAAUGAACUGAGAUCAGUAGCAUCCUUGUGCCUGCCAAAAUACUGGUGUUCUUUCAGUUUGUUACAGGAAGGUUGAUUCGUGUUGCAGAGCUGCACUCUAGUGGUUGACAAAGGGAAAGGUUACUGUCCAACUGUCUUGACUGUUGUGCUGUCUGCCUGCAUUGGUCUCUUGUUACUGUGAGUAUUUGUUUGUACGGUUUAUAAGAUUUGUUAACGUUCCUCUUAAAACAAAAGAUGGUGGACUCACGGUUGUGGACAUUAUUUCUCAGGAUUUGUAGCAAAGUGCAGCAUUAAGUGGAGGACACUAUUUCUGGUCUAUUUACAUUCAACCCUCCAUCCUGAAGUACAACUGCGAAGAAAGUGGUAGAACUAUCAAACAUUGGAUUAAAGAGGAGGAAACUGUUUUGUUUGUUUUUUGUCCUCACUGGCACAUGCGGCAGGUUGAUACUGUUGGAUUAUUCAUGUCUGUGUUUUCUGGUGAACUCUGAGUAGCGGUGAGCCGUCUCUGCCCUCUGAAUGAUCUACAGCCCAGGAAUCAAGUGAGAAGGAGAUGUUUCAUCACAUAUUCACAGUAAACUCAUCAAAUAACAGAAGCCAACACUGUACAUAACAAAUGGACUGUGGUAGAUGAAGAUUCACACAUUUGUACACAGUGAUAUAAAAAAACAAAAAACAAAAAAAAACACUCUUUUGUAUAAAGACUCUGUCAAACUGCAAAUCUUUGUACAGUGGAGAAGUAUAUCAGAUGUUACGGUUGUACAGUUUGUUUUGAUGAGAGUGCAUGUUCCCCUCCCUUAUGUUCACAACUGACCAACAUUCAGUUCUGAGAUCAAACACACAUUAACACACACUCCACAGCUGCUAGUUCACAUGUGGCUGCUAUCUUUUCCUCUCUGUUGGUCGCUGUUUAAUGUUAUGAAUAAAUACAAAGGCUCACUGUG